AUGGAUCCCCUCGCCCGCUGGCACAUCGACCCCAAGUCUUCCGCGAUCGAGUCGGAAAGCCAGAAGAUCUUAUCUCACAUCCCCACCAGCGCCCCGAGUACGGCCGGCUCGAUGGCCAACUUCGUAGACCUCAUGCACCGACACAUCACCCACCUAUACGAAAUGCCCGGCGACACCCUCUACUCCCGCUACACGAUAGCCUUCAAGAUGAUCCAAACCGCCGUCCGCUGGAAGUUCACCGGUACAACCUUUAUGCAGAACAGUGUCCACACCUCCAUUAUUUCACCUGCAGAGAUCACGCGUCUUUUCCGGCCGCUGGAUACGCAGUUUAAGGUGUCUCAGAAAUACGUACCUCUCACCAUCAUCAAGGGCGCGGGCCAUGAGUACAUCCCCAUCCCCGAGGGCGAGAGCGCCAUCGUCGCAGACUUCCACUCCAUCCGCACCCAAACCACCGACUCCCCCACAUACCUGACCUCAGGCUUCUACCGCAUCAAAGCGGGCCCCACACGCAACAUCCCCACCUACGACUACGAGGAAACCAAGUACGUUCUCAACGGCCAAAUCGACGUCUUAGACGAGGCGACCGGUGUCACACACCACCUUGUCGCUGGCGACUUUGCUUUCUUCCACGUUGGCUCCAAGGCGCAGUUCUCAAGCAAAUCGGGCGGAACGGCUUUCUUUGCGGUUACUAGGCCGGUUAUUACGCAACAUCCGGGGUUGAAGGGGAGGGAGGAGAAGGUGCUGAGCAAGUUGUAG
Molecule: messenger RNA, 756 nt
Organism: Alternaria incomplexa
Lineage: Eukaryota; Fungi; Ascomycota; Dothideomycetes; Pleosporales; Pleosporaceae
Exons: 3
Coding region: 1-756 (251 amino acids)
Source: RefSeq, a predicted model, not a curated record